UUGGUAAUCUGCACGAGUGGCCCUGGCCAAAAUAGCAGGAGAGGCAUGGCGCACCUAUACACAAUUACGCCUACGUGUGUUACGCACACACGCCCGCGCGCGCGAUCCGGCGACGACAAUAGUUCCGUUCGCAAAGUCCAUAAUAUGAUUCACGGACAAUUUCAAAAGACAACAUUUCGACAUUCCUGCCUCGUGCGCAACUUCCAUGGUUAUAAGCAAGAAGGGGAACUUUGUAAGGUCAGGGAUAUCGCCGGACAGGGACGACGAUGAACCUUCUUGCUGCCCCGAGCCAACUUCCGGCCGCGUAACUAUAAAUAUUAAUCGAUCGUUCACAACUUUAUCGUAUCGUAUGAACGCAAGGGACAUUUUUUUACAACAUGAAGAUGAUGGUGCAUCGGUGUCGUCGAAAAUGUCGUUUUUAUGACGCGUUCAUCUCUCGUAAAUUCACAGGAGACUGAUGCAAACUUUUGCGGAAGUUGCAAAAGAAAGUUGAUGGACAUAAUGUCGCUAUGCAAACAUUCUACUCACGUACACACAUGUCAACUACGUCGCGUUUAAGCAUCCGGAAAGUGAAACCGAGCAUUAUUCGCAAUAUUCGCGUAAUAAAAAUCUUAUAGUUUUCACGCUGUGAAACGACAUUGAGUGCUCCUGUUCCAAGGUACGGAGUUGGCACUGGCUGGAAGGAGGUAAUCGCCGCUGAAGGAAAUUACGUGACGGUUUUAUGAAUGAUCGAAUGCAAAGCGUAGGCACACGUGACCGGCGCCGAUAAUCGCAUAGACGCGAAAGGGCGCUUUUACUCGCGAAAGACAAACAGUCGAAGCGCCAUCACGCCUCUCUUUUCGAAAAAAACGGAUAUCCAGCGAAGAAAUAAGAAGGAAGGAAAAUAUUUCCGCGGCGGGAUGCGGCCGUAUUUAUUCGAGACCGCCUGAAAUAGUGACGACCGCGAUGAUGCACUCGCGCGCUAUGAUUCACGCGCGUAAUUUUAUCGUAAAUGCUUUCUCCUCGCCCGCCACCCCCCCGAUAAAUGUCGAUGACACGUCGUCGAUCCACGAUGUUUACAAAAUAAUGCACUCGCUCGCCGAAAUUCAUGCGCUGCGCGCACGUGUGAGUGCGCUAAUCGAAGAAAAAAUGUAAAUUGAUUCGCGUCGAAAACAACAAUUGUCUAUUCAACUUAAUGCCAAUCAAAUGUCCGAGUUCGUAUUCCGAUAUGGGGAUAGUGUUGUCUUGCAGUAAAUUGAUCGGUUUUAUAUUUAACGUUUGCGCGGAUAAGAUAUUCUUUCUUUGUUCCAAACAUCUAUCGCAUUACUCGUUCAUUUUUUUUUUUUUUUUUUUUACUUAAAAACGAUUGAAAACAAAAUCAAAUGAAACGUUUGUUCGACUCGCUGUAAAAAAAAAUUUUGCUCGGAGCGAUAAAGCUACAAGUCUCGCAGACUACAAGCUCUUCGGAAAUCACGAAGUCGUGAAAAGAUUUGUUUAACCGCGAUUGCGGGCAAGGCAAACGAACAAAGGGUGGACUGUACAUCUUUCACGCCGAAAUCUACUUCUCGCCGCCAUUCUUCGAUUAGUGCCCUCGCGCUAUACAUUCUCAUUCGCAUAAUCGUUCAUUACCGAUUCGAGAUAUGCAAAUAUCGCGCAGUCGUCCUUGAGGAAGCUCCUCGAAGCGUACAACCGGCGCGCCGUCGUAUGCUCAUUUUCAUGCGACUCGCAGCAGCGUCAUUUUUCUUUAAAUUCAACAAAAGAAAUCGAAUUCGAUCUGAUGUCAAAGCAAAAACAAGAAAUACUAUCUUAUAAUAUGAUACAAUGAUAUUUUCUUCACGUGCCACAUAAUUCAUUUUUGAUAGAUUCUCUGUUCGACUGAAGUCGAAAUUAAUAACUGCAGACCUUUAUUAAUGAAAUUCACAUUCUAAAGAAACGGGAGGGCACACAUUAUCUUGAAUUAUAUUUUAGUUUUAAUCUAAAUUAUAUUAAUUAAAAGAAUGAAAGGCUCAGUAGCCGGUCAUUGUUCCCGUUCACAACUGGAGAACAAGAAUUAUAACGAGUUAGAGGCGGCAAUUAACGUCUUGACGAUAAUGAGCGACGAGGUCGAAUUCGAAGACAGACAUUUUAUCGAGUAAAUUGCCGGUAAACGUGACGAAAUACGUGCCUUGAGUGUGCGAAACGAAAGAAUCAAUCGAUAGCUCGAUAGAAUGUGAAGAGACAGGAAGCGGAGUAGACAAGGCACAAAUUAUGCGAAUUCUCUAUACAUACUAGACGAUUUAAAAUGUAGUCGAUGCUAAAAUCCAGAGAAAAAUCGUAGCUUUUCUAACUCGAGCAAUUAACUUUACAUUAUUAUAAUCUCUAAAAUUCACGUGUUCUCAUUAGUGGCUUACAUCAUUACUCCUCACUCUUGCAACGAAUUAGCUUUGAUAAUUGGAAACAGCUAUCUCAGACAAUUUUGAUUGAGAUAUUGCCCAAUCCUGCUUGUUUACGAGCUACGUUUGUAUCGUAGCGUUUGAAAAUCAUAUAUCAUUCGCGCGGCAGAUGCUGACUGGCGAUACUCGCGGUCUCCUCUAUUACGAUAUCUACGCACUUGCGCAAAAGUCAGCAACACCAACGCAACAACGAGCUUCGAGCGGCUCGCUCCAAAGAUCAGGGCUGUGCAACACGAUCUCUGCCCAAUCUCUCCGCUUCCCCGGCGACCCGUCGCGCAAUACAAACGAAAUAACGAAUAAUCGCGACACGUUUUUAUCAUAUUGCGAAGGACUCUUCAAGACGGAAAGUACGGCUUUAUCACCGAUCACGUGGAUGCCGCGAUGCUCGCGAGGUCAGCGCUGUAUCGACAGGUGAAUAGGCCCAGACUCGAGCCGAUUACAGCUGCUCCUUUGAGAUACGAUUCCACGAUGACCUAACGUUAAGCAGUAACGUCCCACAAUUUUGACCUAGCGGUUCUUUUCGGUUCAACUAUCGCGGGGUAUCGCGAAAAAAAGCUAGAUUGAUAAUCUUACAUCAUGCUCCUCGGUCGAAACGAUAAGGGCUUUCGAUAAAGACUUCCAACGAUACAUAUUUAUAUUCAUUGUCGGUUUGGAAUAUUUCAGAUAAGGAAGUGACUUUAAAUUCGGAAUGCUAAAGGUUAAGCAUUUAGCAAUUCUAAUGACUUUACGUUGGCAAUUUUAAUGCUCGCAAAAACUGAUUGAAGAUAUUCGUAAAAUAUCGAUAUUCCAAAAGGAGUGAUGCAAUGCUCAUAUUUAUUAAACUAUAUGAAGCUUGAAUUGAUUAUGCAUUGGUAAAGACAACAGCACUCACGUAGUUUUCACGUUUUUUUUUUUUCAUAAUAAAUUCUUUUUUGUUGAAUAGCUUGACGUACGUAUUUCUAAAAAUAAAAUUAAUAUUGUGUAAUAUUUUUCUUUUAUUGUCUAGCAGUUUUUUUAAAGAAAAAAAGGAGCAAGUGUGCAGUAUUACGACAGAGUUAAAGAAAAUUCAGAGGCUUCGCAAUGUAAAAUAUAAAUUAUUAUAAUGCAUAAUAUUAUUUUGAGAGAUAUUUUUUAAUAAAGGGUUGGAUUCUGAAUUGUCUUAUCUGAAACCUUUAUGAGAAUAUUUGAGCGCGACGUUGACGUGGCGUGUAGUAUGAAUCCAGCUUUAAACCGUUGCGAGAAUCAGCAGCGGCGGACUCGAGGCGAUGCCUAUUUCGUAGCCGGCGAUGCAGCCGGCAGGUGCGCGUACCCAGAGCACUGUCGAGGUCUUCCCCACCCUUCCUCGCGUUCCCUCAAUGAAACGCGCGUAUCUGACGAAAUCGCGAGCUCGGAAUUAGUAAAGUGUUGCGUUCGCUGUCGUCGGCGUCGCCGCCGCCGUCGCCGCCGCCGCCGCCGCCGCGUGUGUCGAAACGACACGCGCGAUAUAUCGCCGACGCACACACGCGCGAGCGCGCGAGGCCCGGCGGCCUGUGCACACGUAUACGUUUACAGAGAGAUACCAGAUAUCCUUCGGUAAGGUCAAAAUGGCGGUCAAUGAUAUCAUAACAAGAUGGAAAAGCACGGAAUCCUGAAUCACCGGAUAUACGAACGAUAUUACAUCAUACACUGUUGCUAUCGUAACACGUGCUAUGAUUGUGCACGCGGAUAAUCGUCACGAAUCUGGAGAGUGGACCGUUAAAUUUAUUACGAGGAAGUCGUAUCUGCGGAAGCAACAGAUAGGUGCCUAAUUAUACAACAUCGAGAUUUUUCUGUAAAUACGAAAUGACCGACGAAGCCGGCGGCGAGAGGAACGGCGUGAAAACGGAUCCGGGCGCUAUCAGACACGGGAACUUCAUAAAUUAUUACCAAUUCCAUCCUGCGGAAGAGCGCGUGCGGCAACUUCCGCGUGGCGUGUGGCAGCGGCGGCGGGUCGCUCAUCCGGCCCGGAAAUACGCGGGUCUAGACGUCGGCUGUAACGCCGGGGACCUCACGUACACUCUACACGACUUCCUCGAAGAGGCCUUGCUCCAAGAUCAGCCUGAGAUCUCCUUAAUCGGCGUGGAUCUGGACCCAACCCUGAUCGAGAGAGCGCGCGAGCGUAAUCCGCGCCCGGAUCGCGUGACCUUCGAGUGUCUGAAUUUUUUGUCCGAAGACUGCGACGAGACGCUGAGGGGGUAUCUAGCGCAGGUUCACAAGACACGAUUCGACGUGGUGUUUUGUUUCUCUAUCACUAUGUGGAUCCAUCUGAAUCACGGCGAUGACGGUCUGGAGCAAUUUUUGCAAAAGGCAUGCGAUCUAGCGGAAAUGAUCGUCAUUGAACCGCAGCCUUGGAAAUGUUACAGAAACGCGUCGAGAAGACUGCGACGAGCGAAAUCAGAGGACUUUCCACUAUUAAAGGAAUUGAAAUAUACCGGUGAUCCGAUGAAGCAUAUAGAGGACAUUUUGACGAAGCGGUGCGAUUUUCAAAAAGUCACAAUCACCGAGGGCAACGAUUGGGGACGCAUGCUUUUGAUUUAUGAACGGAAACAGCAAUCUUAGAACAUUAAUAAAUUAAUGAAUAUGCAUUUUCUGCACAAAAGCCGAUUUCCCUCGUUGUUUAAAAUGUAUAACGCUGUAGCAGACAAUUUGCUCACUAAGAGAAAAAAAGAAAUUGGUAUAUUAUUAUCAUAAUGAAAAUAUGAUAAUGUAUUUGAAAAAGUAAGCAUGUAU
Messenger RNA from Linepithema humile (Argentine ant), 5138 nucleotides. RefSeq names its product probable RNA methyltransferase CG11342. Lineage: Eukaryota; Metazoa; Arthropoda; Insecta; Hymenoptera; Formicidae. Gene Ontology annotation, molecular function: RNA methyltransferase activity; O-methyltransferase activity. Gene Ontology annotation, biological process: negative regulation of pre-miRNA processing. The record is from RefSeq and is a predicted model, not a curated record. Gene Ontology annotation, cellular component: cytoplasm.